Molecule: messenger RNA, 4518 nt
Organism: Manihot esculenta (cassava)
Lineage: Eukaryota; Viridiplantae; Streptophyta; Magnoliopsida; Malpighiales; Euphorbiaceae
Product: putative lysine-specific demethylase JMJ16
Exons: 9
Coding region: 243-2597 (784 amino acids)
Biological process (GO): chromatin remodeling
Cellular component (GO): nucleus
Molecular function (GO): histone H3K4me/H3K4me2/H3K4me3 demethylase activity
Source: RefSeq, a predicted model, not a curated record
CUAAGCGAGCAAGCGAGCAAGCGAGCCAGCAAGCAAAUUUUCAUGGUUUCUUCAAACUUUGACCGAGUUCAGCGUCUGAUAUCAUCAUUGCUCGCUGUUUCUCUUUGGAAAAAAAAGUCUAGAUUUUUCUCGGAAAAAAAAAUUGGAAUAGUAAUGCAGACUAUUAAGCAAUUUUUUGCAGAAUCUGCCAGUAAGUUUUCAUCUGUUGUGCUUCUCUGUUUUUUUAAGGCGAUAGAAUUCUAAUGGGGAUCAAGCGCACAAGGAGUUGUCCAGAAUAUGAAAGUGCAGGCAAACUUUCCGCCCCUCCAGGUUUUGCAUCUCUGACAUCCUUUAAGUUGAGGAAAGUAGAAAGUGAGGAACCAACUUCCAUGGCCUUUGCAAGUGCAUCUAAUGGAAAUCCAAUCGAGAUGGAUUCAGCUUCCAAUGCUAUUGAUGUUGCAUCAUUGAAAAGAUCUUUCUGUUACAGACCAUGGAUUCUUGACAAUCAGAAAAAUCACAAUCACAAUCAAGAGAAAUCUGACACUGAACAAGUUGUCAUGGGUAUUUCUUUAAGAACCAGCCUUCCAAAAGGGGUUGCCCGUGGAUGCCCAGACUGUAGUAAUUGUGUGAAGGUAACGGCAAGGUGGCUUCCCAAAGAUGCAAGAAACAAUGUCCUUGAAGAGGCUCCUGUUUUUCAUCCAACUGAAGAGGAAUUUGAAGACACAUUGAAGUAUAUUGCAAGUAUUCAUCCCAGAAUGGAGGCAUUUGGAAUUUGUCGCAUUGUUCCUCCUCCUUCAUGGCACCACCCUUGCCUUAUGGAGGAAAAGGAAAUUUGGAGAAAUUCUAAGUUUGUUGCACAAAUUCAACGGAUAGAUGGACUUCAAAAUCAAUAUGGAGAGGGUCAAAUGGAUAGAACUUGUGAAAAUGGAAGCUGUGAGAGCAGCAGCCUUAGAAUGGAUGGUCUUGACGGUGUUGGAUGCUAUGACGUUGAAGGUUUUGAAUCUGAAAGUGGUCCAGAAUUUACUCUUGAAACUUUCCACAAAUAUGCUGACAAUUUCAAGAGCCAAUACUUUUGUGCUAGAAGUGAGGUUGUGGGCUCAGAUGUGGAUUCCACUCUGGAUCAAGAGAGGUGGGAACCAUCCUUGGAAAAUAUUGAGGGUGAGUAUAGACGAAUUAUUGAGAAUCCUACUGAGGAAAUUGAGGUGCUUUAUGGAGGGGGCCUGGACAGUGAAGUUUUUCUCGGUGGAUUUCCUUCCAGAUCCAGCUUCUCUAAGAUACUUGAUUAUUAUGAAUACUUGAAUUCAGGCUGGAACUUAAAUAAUACACCUGGGCUUUCGGGUUCUCUUCUUUCAUUUGAAAGCUUUAGAACUUGUGGUUCUCAAGUGCCUAAAGUAAGAGUAGGAAUGUGCUUCUCAUCAUUUUGUUGGUUGAUUUUUGAAAAACAGAAAGUUGAAGAGCACCACUUAUAUGCACUCUGUUACAUGCAUCUGGGUGCCCCUAAAAUAUGGUAUGGCAUCCCCGGGAGGCAUAACGUUAAGUUUAAGGCUCUUUUGAAGAAACAUCUUCCAGAUUUGUUAGUGGUUGAACCUAAAUUGCGGGAUAGGCUGGCCAAUAAACUGUAUCCAUCUGCAGUGAAGUCUGAGGGUAUACCUGUUUAUCGUUGCAUUCAGUAUCCUGGGGAGUUUGUUCUCAUCCUUCCAGGAGCAUAUUAUUCGGGAUUUGAUUGUGGGUUUAACUGUGUUGAAGCAGUAAAUGUUGCUCCAAUUGAGUGGUUGCCAUAUGGGCAGAACGUUGUAGAACUCUAUUGUGAACAGGGGAAAAAGACAUCCAUUUCCCAUGAUAAGUUAUUGCUAGGUGCAGUUAGGAAAGCUGUUAAGGCACAGUGGGAAAUUUCACUAUUGAAGAAGAAUAGUGAAGAUAAUUUAAGAUGGAAAGAUGCAUGUGGAAAGGAUGGUAUCCUAGCAAAAGCACUCAAGUCGCGAAUAAAGUUGGAAGGCAAUAGAAGGGAUUACCUUUGCACCUCUUUGCAUUCACAGAGGAUGGACAAAAAAUUUGAUGCAACAAGCAAAAGAGAAUGCAGCAUAUGUUUCUACGAUUUGCACCUUUCUGCAGUUGGGUGCCAAUGUUCCGCAGACAGAUACACGUGUCUUAAUCAUUCAAAGCAGCUAUGCUCCUGUGCUUGGAGUCAAAAGAUCUUUCUAUUCCGUUAUGAAAUAAGCGAGUUAAAUACUCUUCUUGAAGCCGUGGAAGGAAAACUAAGUGCAGUAUACAAAUGUGCGAGGGAGAUUCUUAAACUCUCUGUGUACUGCGAUAGCUCUGAAGAUAAUUCACAAGCACCAAGAAGGGGUAUUGGUGGUCUAAGUUCUCACAUAAAUGAAUCAGAAGAGAAAGAGCAUGAGGCCCGACGAAAUUCAGCAACAUCCAGUAGUAACUUUUCAAGCCUCAGGGAAGAAUUAAAGGCACGCCUGCUUCAAACAAGAUCCUUGAACAUGCAAAAUCCAAAGCAGAACAUGACAGACUCUACAUUUGUUACGAGUGCUGCUCCGGAUGGUUCAUUUUUAGCAUCAAAAUCUGGAAGUACAAGUGUCUCAAGUUCCUCAGAGUCGGGGACAUCCUAGAAUUGCAAAUAGCUUGUCAAAAAUGAUUGCUCUUUUUGUUCCCAUCUCAAAUAUUGAACUAUGUCAUCCUGGAAAGAAAAAUGUACAGGGUUUCUCUAGGAAGCACCAUGAGCUACAUGCUUCAUAUGAAGGAGGCUGAAGCAAAUUGGCUUCUGAGAUUCAAAAGUUUUCCUCUUUGGUUAAGUGUACAGAGGAAUCAAAGUAGACUAGAUAUGCAGAUCAGUGUAUUAACAGUUGUGCAUUAGUAGUCCCAAAGUAUCAUUUCAUACUAAAAUAGAGACAUAGUCUUUUCAGGGGGGGAAUGGUUUAAUGUCGUAUGCUUAUUCUCUUUUCACAAUGUCUCGCGCUCUCUCUAUAUGUGCAAUUAGCUCUGGCUAAGGAAUCAAAUGCAAGACAUGGUCUCGGAGCUGACUCCAAACUGAAGCUCAUUGGUCUUUAUUCUCUUAUUUAUUUUUUGUUUCUACUAGGAUAUGUUGGACGGCGUAGUUUUGCUGAGCUAGCCUCUGGUAGAGGUAUACAUGUGGUCAUGCUUAGAUUGUCAAAACGGAACCAUAGUCCUAUCCCAUGACGAAGGUGUGUUUCAUUCUUCAUUUUCCUUGAUUGUUCAUAUUUAGUUGUUAGCUUGCGCAAUCAAUUUCAGAAAUGAAUGCACAGUUUAUGGUAACUCUUAUUUCAUGGUAUCCCUUUCGUUUGCUCCAAAUAAAUAGUAAUAUACUUUUAAUUGGGCCUAAUCUCAUCGUCAAGCACUUGAGUUUUAAUUUUUAUCUGUUAUUGGAAUUAUUUAUAGUUCAUAUGCAUUUCAGAAAAAUUCCUGUACUAUUUAUUAUCAGUAGGGAAGCUUUAAUAUUUUUGCGGCUCACUCGGCCCAGUUUUCUCCGUGUGAGGUGGCAUUUGUUUGGGUAGAAGAGGGGCAACUUUGCAAGAAAAUAAUCUUUAGAUGAUGGGAUACACUGAUCGGAAUGGCUUAAAAUGAGGCACAGAAUGCCAAAAUUCUGUCACUAUUGACAAAAUGACACAAUGUCCCCAUCUGAAUAAAAAUACAAACAACUCGACCACUUUACGUACCGAAUAUUAGACGCAUAUUCAUUUGACAAUGUCAAUGAUUGAGCAGUAGAAGUACAAAAGAUCCCCCCCCCCCCAUGGGGUAAAUUCAAGUUGUAGCCAAAAGAAUUAACCUUAAGAAAAAAAUAUAUAUAUCACUAGAGAAAAGAGAGAAAAAAAAAAGUUGCAGAUCAAAGACCAGCCGAAACUAAUCCAUGCAGUGUAACAAUGCCAAUCACGAUGUUUUGAUGAUUGAUCACAGGCAAAAACUGUACAGGGGAUGGUGGUGAUUCCAUCUUCUUCAUGGCGUCCACGGCCAUUGCAUCUUGACCAAUUGUUCUUGGGUUCCUGUAGCAGCAAAAUAUGUAAUAAGAAUCAGGUAAUGUUACCACAACCCUCCCCAUCCUUCACUCCCUCUCCCUAGUUCCAAUCUAUCAUAAUUUGCUGCAUUGGCGGAGGAGAGAGAAAAGAAAGACGAUCUUGAAAGCAUUUGCCAUAUGUACACAACUUUUAUUGAGCCUAAGUAUUAGGCAUCUGAUUAAGCUUGCCUAGCGCCUUUUCUUUUAAAUUACUCUUAAUCAAGCCAGCCUAUGACCAAAAGUUCCAGAAAUAAUCCUAUAUAAAGUAAAAAAAUUCAUAUUUUCUUUAUUUUACCUGUUGCACAUUUCCCCCACUGUGAGCUUAAAGAUGCCUUCCCCACUAGCUUUGAGAGUGCGCCUAAGGUCACCAUCUGUAAAAGUUCCAAUCAGGUGAUACUCUUCAUCUAUGACAAGCAGGCAUCCACAACCUUUACUUGUUAGCUCAACUAGCUGAUCCAUUAUCAUAUCUCCUUCCCUGCAGACUGGAAGUUCAUCUUGCUUCUUCAUAACAUCUUUUACCU